GCGCUUUGCUCGCGUUCUCGCGCGUCGUUGCUCCUGCGGGCCUUUCCUUUGGGCUUGUUCGCGCGGGCGGCGAGACUCUGCCCGGUCGGUAGGCCCCGUCGCGGCGGUGAGGGAGGGACUGAGCGAGUCGGGCUGAGCGCGAUGUCGGGGGCCACGGGUGGCGCGGCGGGCUCGGCCCGAAAGCGGCUCUUGAAGGAGGAGGACAUGACCAAGGUGGAGUUCGAGACCAGCGAGGAGGUGGACGUCACCCCCACCUUCGACACCAUGGGCCUGCGCGAGGACCUGCUGCGCGGCAUCUACGCCUACGGCUUUGAGAAGCCUUCAGCCAUCCAGCAGAGAGCGAUCAAACAGAUAAUUAAAGGAAGAGACGUGAUUGCACAAUCACAGUCAGGAACAGGCAAAACAGCAACAUUCUCCAUCUCCGUUCUACAGUGUUUGGACAUCCAGGUUCGUGAAACUCAGGCAUUGAUUUUGGCACCUACUAGAGAAUUGGCGGUACAAAUUCAGAAGGGGCUUCUUGCUCUUGGUGAUUACAUGAAUGUCCAAUGCCAUGCAUGUAUUGGGGGAACCAAUGUUGGUGAAGAUAUCAGGAAGCUGGAUUACGGACAGCAUGUUGUAGCUGGCACGCCUGGCCGUGUAUUUGAUAUGAUUCGUCGCAGAAGUCUAAGGACUCGUGCAAUCAAAAUGUUGGUUUUGGAUGAAGCCGAUGAGAUGCUCAAUAAAGGAUUUAAAGAACAAAUCUAUGAUGUGUACAGAUACCUUCCACCAGCCACACAAGUAGUCCUUAUCAGUGCCACCUUGCCCCAUGAGAUCUUGGAGAUGACCAACAAAUUUAUGACUGACCCCAUCCGCAUCCUGGUAAAACGUGAUGAAUUGACACUAGAAGGGAUCAAACAGUUCUUUGUCGCAGUGGAGAGAGAAGAAUGGAAAUUUGAUACUUUGUGUGACCUUUACGACACACUUACCAUCACACAAGCAGUCAUCUUCUGUAAUACUAAGAGAAAGGUUGACUGGCUGACUGAGAAAAUGAGGGAAGCUAACUUCACUGUUUCAUCAAUGCAUGGUGACAUGCCCCAGAAAGAGAGGGAAUCUAUCAUGAAAGAGUUCAGAUCUGGGGCAAGCCGAGUUCUUAUUUCUACAGAUGUUUGGGCCAGAGGCUUGGAUGUACCUCAGGUGUCCUUGAUCAUUAAUUAUGACUUGCCUAACAACAGAGAAUUGUAUAUACAUAGGAUUGGUAGAUCAGGUCGCUAUGGGCGGAAAGGUGUGGCUAUCAACUUUGUGAAGAAUGAUGACAUUCGUAUUCUGCGAGAUAUUGAACAGUAUUAUUCCACCCAGAUUGAUGAAAUGCCCAUGAAUGUUGCUGACCUUAUCUGAAGAAACAAGAUGGGCUGAAGAAAGUCUCCUGUUAGCUCUUUCUUACCCAACAGUAGCCAUGGGAUGCGUUCAGUACUCUUUCUUAUUGAUACUCGUUUUUAAAAAAACCUGUCAGUGGAACUCCAAAAUGGUUAAAUGUACAUCUGCUUCAGUCUAGACACCUUCUGCUGAACAUGGCAGUGAAAAAUAACAUUGGAAGCAGCUACAAGUCCUUGGUAGUGUUUUUUUUUUUUAAGUCAUUAUGGAAUCUUCUAAAAAUAGAAAUUGUUUUAAUUUUUUAAUGUAAGCUGUAAAGUAGCAUCUCUGUAAAUAAGGUGUUCAUUGUUAUCCUAACUAUCUUGAUUAAACAAUGGAGUUUUCAUAUAAAUUCCACAUCUGUUCACUAAUUCUUUGAGGACACUUUGUUUUAUAAAUUUUGUGAUACAUCACCUGUCAUAAAUAAUGCUUGGCACAUAGAUGCAUAAUUAUUUUUUUCCUUUUAUUUUGACAACUUGUAUAUAAUUGGUAUUUUUAAGACAUGUAUUUCUAUUAUUACAUUCAAGUCCUUAAAAAUCAGAGCCAUGCCUAAUUUGAACCAGUAGAGUGAACCCUUCUACUGUUUCAUUAAAAUAUGUGGAAUUAAAGUGGAACCUUAAGAAAACCAGCUUACUGGUUCAAAAAGAUUGAUUGAAAAUAAAUUUGGAUCAGUAUGCUCUAAAA
Varanus komodoensis (Komodo dragon) is the source of this 2073-nucleotide messenger RNA. RefSeq names its product eukaryotic translation initiation factor 4A3 (gene EIF4A3). The coding region runs from base 142 to 1374 and encodes 410 amino acids. The record is from RefSeq and is a predicted model, not a curated record. Gene Ontology annotation, cellular component: catalytic step 2 spliceosome; nucleolus. The transcript is spliced from 12 exons. Gene Ontology annotation, molecular function: mRNA binding; RNA helicase activity; ATP binding. Lineage: Eukaryota; Metazoa; Chordata; Lepidosauria; Squamata; Varanidae.